Molecule: messenger RNA, 336 nt
Organism: Phytophthora infestans T30-4
Lineage: Eukaryota; Oomycota; Peronosporomycetes; Peronosporales; Peronosporaceae
Exons: 2
Coding region: 1-336 (111 amino acids)
Source: RefSeq, a predicted model, not a curated record
AUGAUCACCGAUUUCACCAACGAAGCCGAUAAGGUCUUAGUGCAGUACGCCUUGAAAUAUGCGCAGCAAAACCAACGUGUCGUGUGGGCCGAUCUUGCGCGAAAGAUGCAACGGCGUUUGCGAGUCUCCAAGAUUCCGAAGACGCUGGAAACUCGACUUCGAACACUAAAGCGCGCUCACGGCAACGACCUAUCUCGUUUUCCUCCAUGGUUUUUUAAAGUGACAAUGGCUCGCUCACACUCCACUAACUACGAGAAGUCUCGGACGACAAAUUACCCCGUGUUAGACUUUCAAGCUACUAGAGUUCAGGCAGAGUUGGAGCGAUUAGCGCUGUAG